AUGGUCCCCUCGCUGCACUGGCUCCUGCUAUUUUGGGGACUACAAGGUGUUUUGGCACAGGACUAUGAGGAAGAGUAUGAAGACGAAGUGGUGACUACAAAAAGAAAGAACAAAGAAUUUACAACCAAUUCCAUUCCAAAAAAUGGCAAAUCCCUCAUCGAUGAAGAUUGCGGUUUGGAGAUAGCUUUUCUGAUAGACAGCUCAGAGAGUGCCAAGGACAACCAUGCCCAGGAGAAGCGCUUCGCAAUGGACGUGAUGGACCGACUUCAGGGCCUCCGGCUGCAGACCGGCCGAGGGCUCAGCUCCCGGGCAGCCCUCCUCCAGUACAGCAGCCAUGUCAUCAUCGAACAGACGUUCAAACAGUGGCGAGGACCUGACGAAUUCAAGGCCAGAAUUGCUCCCAUCAUUUACAUCGGCCAUGGCACCUACACCACUUACGCCAUCACCAACCUGACCCGUAUUUACCUGGAGGAGUCACCUAGCAACAGCAUAAAAGUGGCCAUCCUACUCUUUGAUGGCAUUUCACACCCGAGGAACCCGGACAUAUUUUCAGCUGUGGCUGAUGCUAAGAACCAAGGUGUCCGUUUCUUCACCAUAGGAAUCACCCCUGAGGCUAACGAGCCAGCUAACAUAGCACAGCUGCGGCUAAUUGCUAACUCCCCAGCUACACGCUACCUUCACAACCUGCAGGAUAGAGGCAUCGUGGACAAAGUCAUCAAAGAAAUUACGGCGCUGGCGGAUGAAGGGUGUCCCCUGUCCCUGAGCAAAUGUGCGUGUGACAAGGGUGAGAGAGGACCCAUUGGCCCUGCUGGCAAGAAGGGUCGGCCUGGAGAAGAUGGAAGCCCCGGGGCAAAAGGACAGAAGGGUGAGAGUGGGCUCAGUGGACUUCCUGGCAGAGAGGGAGCAGAGGGAAAAUCAGGAUACAAAGGAGAGAAGGGAGAGAGAGGCGAGUGUGGCACACCAGGAAUCAAGGGAGACAGAGGUCCUGAGGGAGAGGUUGGUCCUCGAGGAAAUCGUGGAAUUCAGGGUUUACCUGGACCUCCUGGUGAUGUCGGUUCUGAAGGUGUCAUGGGUAAAAAAGGCGAAAGGGGACUUCCUGGCCCACCUGGAAUCCAAGGGGAAACAGGGAUCGGUCUUGCGGGACCUAAGGGUGAUCCUGGUUUCCAGGGCCAGCCAGGGCCUCCUGGUCCUCCAGGAAUUGGCGAGUCAGGACCGCCGGGGCCUCAAGGGCCACAGGGAGUCCAAGGAGAGAGGGGACCAAUAGGAGAAGGUCUGCCCGGACCAAAGGGAGAGCGAGGGUUGGAAGGGCCACGAGGACCAAGAGGCCAGCCGGGCGCUGGAAUCAAAGGAGACAAGGGGGAUUUUGGCCCACCGGGUCUACCAGGGCCCCUUGGCCUCCCAGGAGUUGGCAUACAGGGCGAGAAGGGUACGGAAGGACCAAGGGGCCCACCAGGGAGCAGAGGCUCACCAGGAGAGGGCUUACCUGGACCAAAGGGGGACCAAGGUUUGCCAGGUGAGGUUGGCUCCCCAGGAGAGAGAGGGGCCGGAGACCCUGGAGCUAAGGGUGAGCCAGGAUCACCAGGAGUGUCUGGUUUGCCGGGCCUUCCAGGGGAGGAUGGGGCCCCGGGACAGAAGGGCGAGCCAGGAGCUGUCGGUCUCAGGGGACUGGAGGGGGCACCUGGAAUUGGCACCCAGGGUGAGAAGGGUGACCAGGGCCAAAGAGGAAUCAGGGGCUUGACUGGUCCUCCUGGGAUUGCUGGACCCUCAGGACCAAAGGGAGAACCUGGGGCUCAAGGCAGGCUAGGCUCACCUGGUCCACCUGGGCGUUUUGUUGCCGGGCCAAAGGGUGAUAUUGGCCCAAGUGGUCCUCCUGGUCCUAUCGGGGAGACUGGAUAUGGACUUCCUGGUCCAAAGGGCGACCGUGGAGAACCAGGCCCCGCAGGUCCAUUCGGUCCCAAAGGAGAGGGCUAUCCUGGCCCCAUGGGUCCACCUGGUCUGCCUGGACUUCCAGGAGAACCCGGUCUUGAAGGAGUGGGCGUCCCUGGACCGAAGGGUGAUGUUGGUUUUCGAGGGCUGCCAGGUUUACCAGGACCUCCAGGUGAAGGCCUCCAAGGACCUCUGGGUAACCCUGGGCGUCCUGGCCCUCCAGGGCCUCCUGGGCCACAAGGACAAGGAGUUCAAGGACCAAAGGGUGAACAGGGGGCUCAGGGCGUGACUGGGCCUAGAGGGCUACCUGGAGAAGGCUUUCCUGGAGCCAAAGGUGACCGUGGCUCAGCGGGAGAGAGGGGAGCGAAGGGAAUCAAAGGAGAAACGGGAGAUCCGGGACAAUCGGGACUUCCUGGUCGACCUGGGGUCAAAGGUGAAGCAGGCCUUACUAGGGAGGAUAUCAUCCGAAUGAUCAAAGAGAUCUGUGGAUGCGGCAUCAAGUGUAAGGAGAGGCCAAUGGAGCUGGUGUUCGUCAUCGACAGCUCUGAAAGCGUGGGUCCAGAGAACUUCGAGAUCAUCAAGGACUUUGUGAACGCACUGGUGGACCGGGUCACCGUGGGCCGCAAUGCCACCCGCAUCGGCCUGGUGCUGUACAGCCUGGAGGUGAAGCUGGUGUUCAACUUAGCGCGCUACGUCACCAAGCAGGACAUAAAGCAGGCCAUCAGGAACAUCCCGUACAUGGGAGAGGGCACGUACACGGGCACGGCGAUACGUAAAGCCACGCAGGAGGCGUUCUACAGCUCUCGUCUUGGGGUCAGCAAAGUGGCCAUCGUGAUCACGGACGGGCAGACGGACAAACGAGAGCCGGUGAAGCUGGACAUAGCUGUUAGAGAGGCUCAUGCUGCUAAUAUAGAGAUGUUUGCCCUGGGGAUUGUGAACACAUCAGACCCGACGCAAGCCGAGUUCAUGAGGGAGCUGAAUCUGAUUGCCUCAGACCCUGACACCGAGCACAUGUUCCUCAUCGAUGACUUCAACACCCUGCCAGCUCUGGAAUCCAAGUUGGUGAGCCAAUUCUGUGAGGACGAGAAUGGGGCGCUGAUAUACAACAGGAUAACUAAUGGCUACAAUGGGAACAACGGGAACAACGGCAAUGGGAACUAUGCCAUCGGAGGCUACGGAUACCGACCUAUCACCGAGCAACAAGGCGCUAAUGGGCGUCAGACUGGAAUCAGCACAGGAGUCAGCACGCACAGCCAGGGAGGGCGAGUCGAGAUCAUCCAGCAUGGCAGCAAAGGGUCCAGCACAGCAAGAGGAGGAGGAGGAGGUCGUGUAACGACAACCUGGGGAACAGAGCGUGGAGACACGUUUAACCGAUAUACCCCAGAAAUCAUUUCCUCAAGAGGGGACACAUCAAUUCUCAGAGGCUCCUCCUCAACAUCCUCCUCCUCCUCCUCCUCCUCUUCUUCUUCUACAAAUGUAAGCACCUCAUCCACGGGUGGGUCUGUUCAGUACGUGCCAGCAUCAAGGCCAGCUCUCCCCAAAGAGACGGUACCGUUGGACCCUCGCUGUGGCUUGGUUCUAGACCAGGGAACAUGCCGGGAUUAUAACAUCCGCUGGUACUACGACAAGCAGGCCAACGCCUGCGCCCAGUUCUGGUACGGAGGCUGCAAUGGCAACAAGAACCGCUUUGACACGGAGGACGAGUGCAAGAGGACGUGUGUGAUCGGCAGAGCCACAGGAGGCUGAGUGAAGGCGUCUGCCUUACAUCUGCUGUAGAUUACUUCAAGGAGGGGCAGCUAAUACUGGCCAUUUUUCACAGAGUUCUGUCUACACUUCUGCAUAAUCCUCAGGCUUUAACACAAACACUGAUG
Messenger RNA from Cheilinus undulatus (humphead wrasse), 3797 nucleotides. Its product is annotated as collagen alpha-1(XXVIII) chain-like. The record is from RefSeq and is a predicted model, not a curated record. The coding region runs from base 1 to 3672 and encodes 1223 amino acids. Gene Ontology annotation, molecular function: serine-type endopeptidase inhibitor activity. Lineage: Eukaryota; Metazoa; Chordata; Actinopteri; Labriformes; Labridae. The transcript has 35 exons.